Calliphora vicina (urban bluebottle blowfly) is the source of this 955-nucleotide messenger RNA. Its product is annotated as band 7 protein AGAP004871-like. The record is from RefSeq and is a predicted model, not a curated record. Gene Ontology annotation, cellular component: plasma membrane. The transcript is spliced from 5 exons. Bases 62 to 898 code for a protein of 278 amino acids. NCBI's taxonomy places the organism in Eukaryota, Metazoa, Arthropoda, Insecta, Diptera, Calliphoridae.
UUUGUGUAUUUUAGAAUUAUUUUAUAUUUGUGUAUUGAUUUGUCAUUUAUUUAAAUCCAACAUGCAACGCGAAAUAUUGCCAAAUGUUCCAAAGUAUGGUACUCGGGCUGUGCGGUCUACGGACACUGUAUUUGGUAUUUCGGAAAAAAUUUUGGUGUUUUUAUCUUAUUUGGUUUUCCUUGUGACGUUUCCGAUGACCAUAUUUUUUUGUUUGAAAACUGCAACGGUUUUUCAGCGUGUGGUCAUAUUUCGUUUGGGACGUUUAAGAAAAGGUGGCGUAAGAGGACCGGGCUUAGUUUUUAUUUUGCCCUGUAUUGAUGAAUAUGUCAAAGUUGAUUUACGCACACAAUCGUUUGAUGUACAUCCCCAGGAAAUUUUAACGAGAGAUUCCGUGACCAUACAAGUGGAUGCUGUUGUCUACUACAGUAUUCGCAAUCCACUCGACUCGGUUAUACAAAUUUCAAAUGUGCGAGAUUCUACGAAACUUUUGGCCCAGACAACUUUGCGCAAUGUUAUUGGAACAACCAAUCUAAUGGAAUUGUUAACGGCUAAGGGGACGUUGUCGAAUAAAAUAGAAAAUAUUUUAGAUGAAGCCACCGAUCCUUGGGGAGUUAAGGUAGAACGUGUAGAAAUUAAAGAUGUACGCCUGCCAGUUUCUAUGCAAAGGGCUAUGGCUGCUGAAGCGGAGGCAAUACGUGAAGCUAAGGCUAAAAUCGUAGCAGCAGAGGGCGAAUUGAAUGCUUCCAAGGCCUUAAAAGAAGCUUCCGAUGUGAUGUCUGCAAAUCCCAUUACAUUACAGCUGCGCUAUUUACAAACAUUGGCAACCAUUUCAAGUGAAAAGAAUUCUACUAUUGUCUUUCCCUUUCCCAUAGAAUUGAUGUCAGUAGGCGUGCCUUAAGGUGGAACGUCAUCGCCUACAAAAUAUGCUUUAUAUGCAAUAUUUUUUAAUAAAUAA